Nezara viridula (southern green stink bug) is the source of this 294-nucleotide messenger RNA. The record is from the annotation of a GenBank genome assembly. Lineage: Eukaryota; Metazoa; Arthropoda; Insecta; Hemiptera; Pentatomidae.
AUGGAGGUGGACUGGGCAUCUGGUCAGACUGAAGAGUGGUCGAAAAGCAUUUCUGAGUGGACUCCGGUAGAACAACCAAAGGAAGACGGUGGAGUGAUGGAUAUGAAGGGAAAAAUGGGGACUAGGCCUGUUAGCAUUCCUGGGGCUGUUCCUCUCGGCAAGCGGAGUUUCGCAACUUGGAAAGUGUCAAAACCUUUCACUGGCGGGAUCUACCGCCGCAUGGGGGCAUUGAUUCAGGGGCCCGUUAGUCCGGAGGACAUGUUUAGCGAGUUAAGAGCAGUCGUCGGGAUUUAA